GAUCACAAGUCCUGAAAGAGGAGUGGCGAUGAGUGGCAGCAUGGCAUCAAUUUCGCCGUCAACACCAUGGCCUCAACGAUCCCACAGCAACAUCAACCACCACCAUUCCACCCUAAACCUCAAAUCAACCACCAAUUUCAUCGUUCCAUCAGGAAGAAAGAAUUCAAAACCAUUUCAAUCCUUAAUCGUCAACUCUGCCGCCGAAUCCCUAAAUCGAACCACCGGCAAAGCCACACCCACACCACCACCAUUGGUAGUCGUCGGAUCAGCCAAUGCCGACAUCUACGUGGAGAUCGAUAGACUUCCCAAAGAGGGGGAAACCAUAUCUGCAAAGACCGGACAAACCCUAGCUGGCGGCAAAGGGGCUAACCAGGCCGUAUGUGGCGGAAUGCUAUCUUACCCAACGUACUUCGUGGGUCAGGUUGGGAAAGAUGCUCAUGGAAAGUUGAUAAUGGAGGCGCUCGAGGGUGGUGGGGUUCUUAUCGAUCAACUGAACACAGUUGCUGAAGUGCCCACCGGGCAUGCUGUGGUUAUGCUUCAAUCUGAUGGGCAGAAUUCCAUUAUAAUCGUUGGAGGUGCUAAUAUGUGUGGUUGGCCUCAGAAUCUGGCCAAUGAUGAUUUGGAGAUUGUGAAGAAUGCUGGGAUUGUUUUGCUUCAGAGGGAGAUUCCUGAUUCUAUCAACAUUCAAGUUGCAAAGGCUGCAAGAAGUGCAGGUGUUCCAGUGAUUCUGGAUGCUGGAGGAAUGGAUUCCCCAAUUCCUGAUGAACUUCUGAAGCAUGUUGAUAUUUUGAGUCCAAAUGAAAGCGAACUUGCUCGUUUAACAGGGAUGCAAACCGAAAGCUUUAAACAGAUCAGUCUGGCUGUAGCUAAAUGUCACAAAUUGGGUGUUAAGGAAGUUCUUGUGAAACUUGGUGCAAGAGGAUCCGUUUUAUUCACCGAAGGAAACGAACCAAUUAGACAAAGCAUCAUAGAGGCCGAAAAAGUUCUUGACACAACUGGUGCUGGUGAUACAUUCACUGCUGCUUAUGCUGUUGCUCUUGUAGAAGGGAAAUCCAAAGUAGAAUGCUUGAGAUUUGCGGCUGCAGCAGCCUCUCUUUGUGUCCAAGUGAAGGGAGCCAUCCCAAGUAUGCCUCGUAGGAAUGCGGUCUUGGAUCUUCUUCAAUCUAUAUAGGAAAAUAAAGCUAUUUUAGGUUACCUUUGGACAUAAAUAAGAUUCCGAGCUUGACAAAUUCAGUGCCUUAAAACUGAACGAUAAGUCGUUCAUGGAAGAUGGCAGCAGCCGGAGAUUGGAGUUGCAUGAAGUACAUUCAGGACCAAAUCCCAUCAGUAAUUCCUUCACAGAAGAGGUCCCUGAUAUAAACAUACAAACUGCACCUUAACUUUCUGUUUCAACCCGUUUUUUUGCUUAGAUCAAUAAUAAAAGAACGAUUCUUUCGCUU
Cynara cardunculus var. scolymus (artichoke) is the source of this 1439-nucleotide messenger RNA. Its product is annotated as ribokinase. The record is from RefSeq and is a predicted model, not a curated record. Lineage: Eukaryota; Viridiplantae; Streptophyta; Magnoliopsida; Asterales; Asteraceae. Gene Ontology annotation, molecular function: ribokinase activity. The transcript is spliced from 6 exons. Gene Ontology annotation, biological process: D-ribose metabolic process. The coding region runs from base 29 to 1171 and encodes 380 amino acids.